UCCUUCUAACUUGAAAAAAUCAUCAGAAAGAACGCCGAAGAAGAAGCUAUAAAUUCCGAAAAACCCUAGAAAUCUCCUUUUCGAUUCUCUUCGAGAAUCCCAAAUGUCUUCUUCGAAAGAAGAAGGAGAAGGAGGAGAAGAAGAUCUGAGAGGCUCUCAGCUUGAAGAUGUGGCGUGGCUCUCUUCCCUCUCUGAUUCCGAACUCGAUGUACUGAUUAGCUUAAAGAAGCUGGCUAUUCAGCGUGCAAAAAAUAUUGGCUACGAGAAUCUAGGCAAUAAAUUGGAUUUGAAAAUGCUCCGAGCUCUUGGAUUUAUUUUGCUGGAAUAUCUCAAAGAAGAUGUUAAGAAUGCCUCGGUUUUUUCAAGUCCAGACAAGGCUUCCACAUUCUUAGAAGGCUGUCGUUUGUUGACUUCAAAUCGUGAAGGCGGCUUUGGUUCUAUGGAUAUUGAUGAUAUUAGGGCAUCGAUUCGUGUCAAAAGGAAGAGAGAUGAGGAAAGGUAAAUAUAUACUUUUAGAAAUAGCAAUAUAUAUA
Molecule: messenger RNA, 533 nt
Organism: Magnolia sinica
Lineage: Eukaryota; Viridiplantae; Streptophyta; Magnoliopsida; Magnoliales; Magnoliaceae
Exons: 3
Coding region: 104-502 (132 amino acids)
Source: RefSeq, a predicted model, not a curated record